AAACAAAGGCGUACAACUUUGUGUCUUGAUUCUGUUUUGGCAGUCACCCCUGGGAAACGGUCACGACGGCUGCCAUGCAGAAAUACCCAAAUCCCAUGAACCCCAGUGUGGUUGGAGUUGAUGUCCUGGACAGACACGUAGACCCUAGUGGGAAGUUGCACAGCCACAGACUCCUCAGUACUGAAUGGGGAAUACCCUCCAUUGUGAAAUCAAUCUCAUUCACAAACCUUGUGUCAGUAGAUGAGAGGCUUGUCUAUAAACCACACCCUCAUGAACCAGACAAAACCGUUUUGACACAAGAAGCAAUAAUAUCUGUAAAAGGUGUCAGUCUUAGCAGUUACCUAGAAGGGCUAAUGGCAAACACAAUUUCUUCCAAUGCUAAUAAAGGCCGUGAAGCAUUGGAAUGGGUAAUUAAUAGACUGAAUGCUGAAAUUGAAGAGUUCGCAGCUUCAGCAAGAGGAACCAUGAGGAAUUCAAUGGCAGCAGCAGCAUUUGUAGAGAAAUGAUAGUAAAUAUACCUGUAUUACUAACAAAGUUUAACAGUCUGAAGCUUCUCUCCAAACCUAAAUACAUGUAUCCUUUGUUAUUUAAAGGCAUACCUGUGUAUUAGGCAUGUUUCAAAUUUAAUUUGGAGAAAAGCUGAAUUCUUACUAAUGAGGCUGAUGCGCAAAGCCUAGUUAAUAUAUUGGUUCAGCUGGACCGAAUUUCAGUUACAGCUGAAGAAGUAAUUUUAAAGUAUAGUUCCUCUAUUUACAUGAACACUAACUUAUAAUGUUUUCAUAUAUGAAAUAGCCUCAUUUAGUGAUGAGGCUGCAUAUGGUGGAGGAGACUAGCAUGUUAGGUUAACUUCUGUGGAAUUUUUAUUUUUGUGUGACUUAUGGACUACCUCUUUUGGGACCAAGCCCAAAAUUCAGCAGAAUGGUUUGUUCCAGCAUUGUUCUGUUUGUUAAUUUUUGAUAGUUGUGUGAUACAACUUGGUUUAAAAGAAAGUUUAUUACUUGAUGCUUGAAAUACAAAAGAAUGUACAAAAUAUUUUUUGAUAAGCUUUUUAACUUGUUUGGCUAAACUAACAUGGUACUCAGAUUGUUUUUCAGUCAGUAUAGGUAAAAUGUACAAAAUGUCUCUUAUCUACUAAGACCUAAAUUCUAUUCCUAAAUGCAACAUUAAUGAGCUGGGCAUGCAGUAACUUAAAAUAAAAUUUUAUCUUAAAGUUCUGUAAUAAGUAUCUCUGUUUCUAAAAGCCCAUUGAAUAAAGGGGUGCAACAAGUAUAGAGCCUUAAAAUCUUGCAAGCUGCUAGGGCAUCUAAGAAUAGUAGGUGUUAACUUCAAAAUUGCAAAGAACCAUUUAGAGGACUAAAAAAAACUUUUGUGAAGUUGGCUAAAGCAAUACCUUAACAUAAGAGGAAGUAAUAUUAAAGAAUGUUAACGAUGUACACAUUAACUUGAUCAUGCCUCAAAAAUAACCUGUUACAUCAACUGAACAUUGUGUUGUCCUUUAAUUUAAAGUGUUCUAAGUUCCAGAAGUUCCUUUACCUUCUGAACUAAUUUGCUUACAAUACAAGGCUCUUCAAAUGAAAACCUUGAGAAUAAAAAGUUUUCUACAGUUUGUGUUUGUUUCUUGGUAUUUGCUGUAGAUUCUUGGUACUGCCACCAGUCAUUAGCUGUGGGCACUUAAAAGUUAGACCUUGACAUUCUUCCUUACACAGUAUACCAGUCUGCUGGUAGUCCUGUUGACUUCAGCAGGGGCUAUCUGUCCCAUGAGGCUCCUUCAGUGUGAAGGAAAAAUGGAAGGACACAGCCCUGAAUUAGCUGAUGCUUGUAUUUUGGUGCCAGAGGUUUUUCCUGGAAUUUUGAUUCUAAGCUUACCAGUAAUUUCAAGACUCUCUUUUAGCCAUUAAGAACUGUAAUGUCACCUGUCCCAGCAUAUUUUAUGUUGCAUGCUGUUUCUGUUAUAUCAGAAUUGCCUAUUGAACAGUGUCUGCUAUAUAGAGAACCAGAGCUUAUUUUAAGUGGUAAAGACACGGGAACACAUUCUUCUGUAAGAUUUGUGUAGGGGGAAGAAAACAGGUGUGUGUGUAUAUAUAUAUAAAAGACUUUUAAAAAUUUAACUAUGCUAAAUAUUUUUCUAAAAAGAAACAGUUUCAGACUACCUUACUAAAUUGAAAUCAUUGUUUGCCAUGCUUUUACAGGAGAUUAUUACAACUGAAAUAGCAUUUCAAUUUAAAAAGUGUAUGUGAAACUUCUGCAAAACUGUACCAUCAUUUCUGAUAAAAAUAUGCAAUGCUUGAAAGUCAUUUUAAGUGUUUGUUUAGCCAUUAGCAUCACUUGUUAUUUUUAAGUCAAUUUGUUCUUUUCCUAAUUUUUCUGCGCUAAGGACUGCACAUAUGAACUCAACUCACGGUUUGCCCUUGCACUGAAAAAAACUUACUGGUUAAUUUUUGCAAGCAUUCAAAAACUUCUUGAAAGAUCAUGAUUUUCUUCUAUUUUAUUUAUAUGCCUGCAUUCUCAUUCUGUCAAAGUAUGGCUUUCUGUAUGUGGCGCUUUUUAAAUAAAAUUUUAUCUGAGUUCUGGCUAGUUCCUGAAACUUUCUGAUCUAUUUGAUUUUUAUAACUACUAGGCGAGUAAUCUAAAAUG
Messenger RNA from Haliaeetus leucocephalus (bald eagle), 2634 nucleotides. RefSeq names its product slowmo homolog 2 (Drosophila) (gene PRELID3B). The record is from RefSeq and is a predicted model, not a curated record. Gene Ontology annotation, molecular function: phosphatidic acid transfer activity. The transcript has 4 exons. Gene Ontology annotation, cellular component: mitochondrial intermembrane space. The coding region runs from base 75 to 506 and encodes 143 amino acids. NCBI's taxonomy places the organism in Eukaryota, Metazoa, Chordata, Aves, Accipitriformes, Accipitridae. Gene Ontology annotation, biological process: phospholipid transport.